UGUUUCGUUCUUCACAUACUAAGCAAAAAUGGAGUUUGCGCACUAUUUUAUUGUUUGUUCCUCUUUGAACGCGCUAUACCAUAAGAAAAUUAUCAAUAAUAAUGAAGUAUACAAAGCUCCACGCGCUAUCUCGCAACGCGCAUGCGUUGUCACUCAUUGGAAAAAUCAUUACGCUAUACUUGGUUAGUGUUAGCUAUACUGGUUUUAGGAUUUCUAAAUACUUACUAAGUAAUCAUUGUUAUGGAUCUUCAAGCAAGUUUUGAGAAAUGCUGUCGUCUCUGCGCAGAAGAACAAGACGUCUCAAUUAUGAUAUUCAGCGCUGAAGCUGAAGCCAUGCUUCUUCAAAACAAACUAAAUAACUAUUUGCUAAUUGAGGUUGAUGAAGAUGACAAAUUACCAAAAAAUAUUUGUUUGAAAUGUUGUACAAAACUGCAAACUGUAUGUGAAUUUAUUGAUACUGCUCGCAAAUCACAAGAAAUACUGACAAAGAGUAGCCUUCUGCUGGAACAGUACAAUAGUGAUAAAUGUGAAACAGUAAAUUUAACUCCAAAGAUUAAAUUAGAGGCAGAGGAGUGCUCUGAUGAUGAAAGUAAAUUUACUGAAAUGGAAAUUAGUGUUGAUCCAAUGAUGGUUCUACAAAAUUCUGAUGAGACAUUAUCUCCUGCAAAUGAUGAGAUUUCACCCAAUUCAGAGGAUGUUACCCAUUUAUAUACAGUAGACAGUGAAAAUGUUACUAUAAAAUUAAUAAGAAAAAAUGAUGAACACUGUGAAAAUGAUAAAAAAUCAAACUCACCUGCAGAUGAUGGUGUAAAAGACACAACUGUAAAACCUUUUGCAUGCACCACUUGUGACAGAAGUUUUUUUACUGAAUUGGCCCUUAAAAACCAUUCCUGGAUACAUAAUAAUGAUGAGAAAGCUCAUAAACAGUACAAAUGUAGUUCUUGUGAGGAAGACUUUGAUGUAAAAUUAGAUUUUAUAGAACAUUUAAAAGAACAUAAAUCAAUGGGUCUAUGUCAAUUGUGUGGAAGAAGUUUCAGGAGUGAAAAAAAUUUGAAUGCACAUAUGACAGCCCACUUGUCAUCUGCAAAGUCUUACACAUGCAAAGUGUGUGGACGCUCAUAUAGCACAAUGAGCAAUUUAAGAACGCAUAGCAUUACACAUAGUAACGAGAGGCCUUAUCACUGUCACCUUUGCAAGAAAAGUUUUAAACGUAAUCAGGAUUUAAAGUUUCACAUCAAUCAACACACUGGUGCUAAACCUUACAAGUGUCCCUUCUGUGAGAAGAGCUUUGCUAGUUCAGGCAACUGUUAUUCGCAUCGAAGCCGCAUGCAUCCCGGUAAAUGCCUUGAUAACAAACGACGCCGUCGCCCAGCUACGAGAGAGUAUAGUCAAGUAUUAGCAACACGACCCAUUGCGCCUAAACCACCACUCAUUGCUGUCAAAGGGAUGUUUAAAUAUCAGUGUACCAUGUGUGACCAUAGCUUUAUGAAGAGAGACAAUUUCACUUAUCAUAUGUACCAACACACAGGAGAGAAACCAUUCCAGUGUUCAUUUUGUAAUGAAAAAUUUGUUACAAGAAGAGGCCUGUUAAUACACCACGACAAGGAGCACCCUUCAAAAAAUAGGCCUCUUGCACUCCUGACUAAAAACAUUUUACUUAAAUAGUUUUUGUAUAAUUUAUGUACCUUGAAGUACAGGAUUCUCAAGAAAAAAAAUAAACUUCGUAAUGUUUGUGACUAAUAUUUUGUUUUAGUACUGUCUCAAUUCCCAUGUAUGAGUAUCUUGGAUAUG
Molecule: messenger RNA, 1791 nt
Organism: Achroia grisella
Lineage: Eukaryota; Metazoa; Arthropoda; Insecta; Lepidoptera; Pyralidae
Product: zinc finger protein 182-like
Exons: 5
Coding region: 241-1665 (474 amino acids)
Biological process (GO): regulation of transcription by RNA polymerase II
Cellular component (GO): nucleus
Molecular function (GO): zinc ion binding; RNA polymerase II transcription regulatory region sequence-specific DNA binding; DNA-binding transcription factor activity, RNA polymerase II-specific
Source: RefSeq, a predicted model, not a curated record